GUGGCCACGUGACGCGACGCCGCUAGCUUUAGCAGCUGUGCUAGCAGCGCCGUUAGCCCGUUAGCUCCUCGUACCGGCCUCUGUGAAGCUGGUCCGUCUCUGUCGAACCGGGACAGCGAGCACGCAGAACUGACACCCUCGCCAGGGGGACCAUAAAGGCUCCGAACAGGUUCUGGAUGAUGAGCUGCUCAGGGCACUGAAGUUCUUAGGUGUCUCGGAGCCAGCGGAGAACCACCACCAUGUCUGCCAAGUCGUCCCUGCUGAAAGUGAUCCUGCUGGGGGACGGCGGUGUGGGAAAGAGUUCGCUUAUGAACCGCUAUGUCACCAACAAGUUCGACAGCCACCUGUUCCACACCAUCGGCGUGGAGUUCCUCAACAAGGACCUGGAAGUGGACGGGCGCACGGUGACUCUGCAGAUUUGGGACACGGCGGGGCAGGAGCGGUUCCGGAGCCUGCGGACGCCGUUCUACCGCGGCUCCGACUGCUGCCUGCUCACGUUCAGCGUCGACGACGGCCAGAGCUUCCGUAACCUCACCAACUGGAAGAAGGAGUUCGUGUACUACGCUGACGUGAAGGACCCGGAGACCUUCCCGUUCGUGGUGCUGGGCAACAAAGUGGACGUGAACGAGCGGCAGGUUUCGCGGGACGAGGCGCAGCAGUGGUGCUGCGACAACGGCGACUACGCCUACUACGAGACCAGCGCUAAAGACGCCACCAACGUCAGCGUCGCCUUCGAGGAGGCCGUGCGGAGGGUGCUGGCGACCGAGGAGCGGGCCGAUCACCUCAUCCCCACGGACACGGUCAACCUGCACAGGAAACCGCGCAGUGGUGCCCCCUGCUGUUGACGGAAUUGAAUUGAAAUGAACCGGAAUGUUGACGGAAAAGAAAAAGAUAAAUAAAUAAGUAGCGCCCCCUGCUGUUGACGUAAAAGCAGCAUAACAAACUAAUCACAACGGCCGUUGAACAGGACGAGUCUGUCUUUGAGGCCUAUACGCUCUAGACAUGCACUUAACUCUUAAACACUGGGUUCGUACCACUGUAGACUUGUUUUUUCUUAUUUUGUCUCUCUCUUUUUUUAACGCCUGGCUGAAUUCGUGAAGCUUCAGGUCGUGGAAAACGGACAUUUUCUGCUGUGCGAACUUUGAUAUAUUAAGCACUAUCUUCCGAUAUUGAAACUGAGAGCGAUGCAAUAAAUUUAUUUUAUGAAAGUGUAGCUUCCUAUAACGAUGAUUAACUUAACGCAGUCUUGGAGAGAGUUGUUUCUAAUCUAUUAACAUUGUAGAAGCGUGUAGAGUGUGCCAAAUGUUCAGAUAUAUAAUGAUCUGUAUUACCACUGAUGAAUGGAAAUGUCUAUGAAAAGGUAGAGCACUUGAUUCUGAAUCAUAAUCAAAAGCACUAAAAUCUUAUUGAGUUACAUGAAAAUUAAAUUGAAGCAGAAUUAAUGGAUAUUGUUUAUCUUUGAUUUUUGUGUCUUCAGAGGCAUCAGUAGUAAAUUUAGUGUUUUAAUCUGAAAGGAAUGAACAUUAUUUAACAGUAAGCUGUGGAUGCUGCAUGGGGCUGAGAGGGGAGGAUUAAAGUAGAAAUAACAA
Molecule: messenger RNA, 1589 nt
Organism: Pygocentrus nattereri (red-bellied piranha)
Lineage: Eukaryota; Metazoa; Chordata; Actinopteri; Characiformes; Serrasalmidae
Gene: rab9a
Product: RAB9A, member RAS oncogene family
Exons: 3
Coding region: 240-845 (201 amino acids)
Biological process (GO): retrograde transport, endosome to Golgi; Rab protein signal transduction
Cellular component (GO): late endosome; phagocytic vesicle; lysosome
Molecular function (GO): GTP binding; GTPase activity
Source: RefSeq, a predicted model, not a curated record